Bufo bufo (common toad) is the source of this 2985-nucleotide messenger RNA. RefSeq names its product endothelin converting enzyme 2 (gene ECE2). Gene Ontology annotation, biological process: protein processing. NCBI's taxonomy places the organism in Eukaryota, Metazoa, Chordata, Amphibia, Anura, Bufonidae. Gene Ontology annotation, molecular function: metalloendopeptidase activity. Bases 198 to 2465 code for a protein of 755 amino acids. Gene Ontology annotation, cellular component: plasma membrane. The record is from RefSeq and is a predicted model, not a curated record. The transcript is spliced from 20 exons.
AAAUAAUACAGCGAUAACUCCAAGCUAUGCAAGUGAAAUAGCAAUGUACAAGCACAUUGCAGAACAUUCACAUGUGUGCAUGGCACAAAGGACUGGGGCUCGCAAGAAUAAAGAACAAGCAUACUCACAUUGUAGUGACAACAUGAAGGGCCAGAAGAAGUGAGAACAGUGCAGUUUUUACUUCAAAGUUCUUGUAGAUGUCUGACUACAAACGUGCUACGUUUCAUGAUGAGGAUAUUCCGGACCCUACAGGGGAGACAGCUUCAUCUCCUGAUACUGUAGAGGUUGGUUUUCGGAAGGGAAGAGGGCACAUCUUUAGUUUCCUUGGAGGUAGAUCUCAGCCUGAAGUUUUUCUGGGCAUCCUAAGUGCAGUUCUAGGAUUGUUGCUCAUUGGAAGUCUAAUUGCUUUGGGAGUUCAGCAAGUCUCAGACAAGUCCCGAUCUCUGUGUCUCUCUGAAGCCUGCAUUUCUGUAGCUGGACGAAUUCUAGAUUCCCUAGACAGAGAUGUGGACCCAUGUGAAGACUUCUAUCAAUACUCCUGUGGGGGUUGGAUGAAGAGAAACCCAUUACCAGAUGGACGGUCAAGAUGGAAUACAUUUAACAGUAUAUGGGAUCAGAAUCAGGCUGUGCUGAAACACAUACUUGAGAAUGCCACAUUUAACUCUAGCAGUGAGGCGGAGAUGAAGACACAGCGGUUUUAUCUCUCCUGUCUGAAGGAGCAGAAAAUUGAGGAGCUUAAAGAAAAACCUCUCACUGACCUCAUAAAGAAGGUUGGUGGAUGGAAUGUCUCAGGUAACUGGCGGGGCGAUAAUUUUAUGACUGUGUUGAAGACUGUCUCAGGAACGUACAGGGCAACCCCAUUCUUCAGUGUCUUUGUCAGCGCAGACUCCAAGAGCUCAAACAGCAACAUAAUCCAGGUAGAUCAAUCUGGACUCUUUCUUCCGUCAAGAGAUUAUUAUCUCAAUAGGACAUCUAAUGGGAAGGUGCUUGCUGCCUUCCAGCAAUACAUGAUAGAUGUGGGGAUGCUGCUUGGUGGCUAUUCUGGCUCAGUGGAAAUACAGAUGACCCAGAUUCUGGAGCUUGAGACCCUGCUAGCCAAUAUUACUGUUCCACAAGAUGAGCGUCGGGAUGAGGAAAAAAUUUAUAAUCGCAUGACGGUGGCUGAACUGCAGAACCUGGCACCUGUAUUUGACUGGAUGGAUUAUUUGUCCUUUGCGCUCUCACCUUUGGAGAUCAAUGACACCGAGCCUGUGGUGGUUUAUGGCAAGGAAUAUCUACAGCAAGUGUCAGAACUGGUCAACAACACAGACCCAGUUAUACUGAACAAUUACCUGAUCUGGAACCUUGUCCAGAAGAUGUCCUCCAGUCUAGAUUCUCGUUUUGAGAAAGCCCAGGACAAAUUACUUGAGUCACUCUAUGGAGCAAAAAAGUCUUGCACUCCUCGCUGGCAGACCUGUCUGUCCAAUUCAGAUGAUACACUUGGUUUUGCCCUGGGAUCUCUGUUUGUUAAAUCUAUGUUUGAUAAGAACAGUAAAACAAUUGCAGAACAGAUGAUCUCCGAGAUUCGAGCAGCUUUUGAGUACACGUUAGGAGGUCUAACAUGGAUGGAUGAAAAGACAAAGAGAACAGCAAAAGAGAAGGCAGAUGCUAUAUAUGACAUGAUAGGAUUUCCUGACUUUAUCCUUGAUACAAAGGAACUGGACGAAGUGUAUGAUGGGUUUGAGGUGUCCGAGGAUUCCUUCUUUCAGAACAUGUUGAAUUUCUACAAUUUUUCAGCUAAACUUAUGGCUGAACAAUUAAGGAAACCUCCAAACAGAGAGCAAUGGAGUAUGACACCACAGACAGUCAACGCUUAUUAUUUGCCAAACAAGAAUGAGAUUGUCUUCCCAGCAGGCAUCCUUCAGGCUCCGUUCUAUGCUCCCACACACCCAAAGGCUUUAAAUUUCGGGGGUAUUGGGGUAGUCAUGGGACAUGAACUGACGCAUGCAUUUGAUGAUCAAGGCCGGGAAUAUGAUGAGGAUGGUAAUCUACGUCCUUGGUGGCAAAACACAUCUCUGGAGGCAUUUAAAAAUCGUACUGAGUGCAUGGUUAGUCAAUAUAAUGCUUACAGUGUGAACGGAGAAAAGGUCAAUGGACGCCAAACACUUGGGGAGAACAUCGCUGACAACGGUGGCUUAAAGGCAGCAUACCAUGCAUACAAAUCCUGGUUACAGAAACAUGGUGAAGAAAAACGAUUGCCUGCAGUGGGACUGACCAACCAUCAGCUUUUCUUUGUUGGAUUUGCACAGGUGUGGUGUUCUGUGCGAACCCCCGAGAGUAGCCAUGAAGGGCUAGUUACAGAUCCUCAUAGUCCAGCCAAAUUUCGAGUUAUUGGGACCCUGUCAAAUUCAAGGGACUUUACCGAACAUUUCAACUGUCCCAAAGGGACCCUGAUGAACCCAGGAAAAUACUGUGAUGUGUGGUGAGAGGGUGUAUGGCACUCAGUCUGUGUGGAAUGAUGACGUGUGUAUGAGAGUGUGUUUGACAGGUAAACAAUAUGUAUGUGUGGUGAGACUGGCAGGCAAUGUGUGCAAGAGAACUUAGCUUAUUACCUACCUUGUCCUCAUUGUGAUAACGUAGCAAAGAAUAUUACCACAGCACUGCCAAAGACAGAAGCAGCACUAGGUGGCCAGGGAUGAAAGUCCUAGUUCUCAACAGUAUAAAUGGAAAUUACCUUCUAUUCAACUACACGUAGAUAACUAGAUUGCACCCCAAACUGUUGUAACAUGGAACAUGUUGUAACCAGGGGUGGACAAGGACAGAAGAGGGCCCCCGUGCAAGACCGGCAUAUGGCCCCUUCAGCUUAAACUGCUCAGUAUAAAGCACCUCAUAAUGUCUCUCUAGCAAUCUACAAAUACCUGAGAAUGAAAUUUAAUUCACUCCAUUACAUACAAUUUAAAAGUCAUCAGAACUCAGCUUUAAAAGGGGCUAUCCAGGAUUUUUAUG